Colletotrichum siamense is the source of this 471-nucleotide messenger RNA. RefSeq lists its product as uncharacterized. The transcript is spliced from 2 exons. The record is from RefSeq and is a predicted model, not a curated record. NCBI's taxonomy places the organism in Eukaryota, Fungi, Ascomycota, Sordariomycetes, Glomerellales, Glomerellaceae. Bases 1 to 471 code for a protein of 156 amino acids.
AUGCUCUUCACCAACAUCGCCCCCGCCGCCCUCACCGUCCUGGUGCCCUCUACUCUCGCAGCACCCGCCCCUGAGGCCGUCGGCGUCGAGGUCCCAGUGGCCGAAGUCGCCGCUCGAGCUCCCGAAGACAUCGUGGCACGAGAGAUCGAUGAACUUCACACCUGGGACGUCGAGGAAGUCGAAGCCAGAGACUUGGAGGACCUCGAAGCCCGCCAGGCCAACACUGUAACUUUGCAGCUCUUCGGUACAAACACGUGUAACUCGGGCUCCGGCGGGCCCCAUCGAACUUACAACCGCAACCAGUGUGUCACCCUUGCGGCUCACACUCGUGGAAUCAAUCUUAUCCGCGGCCCUUGCUUCAUCUAUACUUACGAGGACGGAACUUGUGGCAAGAACCCGAGGACCUUUAAGGGUGGAUUCUGUCUCAACACUCAGACGCAGCCUCGAUGGUCUUUCAAAGUGGUGUGUUAG